AUGGCUGAGACCUCUACCAAGAGGUCUCCACAGUCUAACGGUCAACUCCUUCCCAACCAAAAGAUGCGCACAACCUGUAACGCCUGCCAACAAGCGAAGAUUCGAUGUAGCCACACCUACCCAUGUGACCGGUGCGAGAGUCACGGGUAUGAGUGUGUCUAUUCGAUCUCGCAACCGUUGGGCCGGCCGGCCAAGAAAAAGACGACCCGGCCGGCAGCAGCGGGGGCAGUCGGAAAGGCGCGCAGGGGGGAGGGGGUUGACCGUCCGACUCGGCGAAGUGCGGGGAGGGCAUCGAGGCCAACCCCAGCAGCGAGGGCGCAGCGGGCACGCAGAGUCCCGAGUCCGGUCCCGAGUCCAACAACAGCUUCCGGCUCGGGGCCUGAUUCAAGAGAAGAGUCGCACAAGAGCGACUCAAUCGCCGGCACUGAAGUCACACCACCGGAGGAAGACUUUCAGUGGCCGAGUUUCACAGCGUUGUUCUCGGAGGUUCCAGAAAAUCACAGAAAUGGAGAAGGGAUCCAGGACCAGGAUGUCGUCAGCACAAACGAGGCCAAUAACCACGUCGAUCCAGGAUUAAUCGUUACUACCCUGGACAGCUCGUUUGAACGAACUGACGGAUUCGGAAGUUGUGGGGAUUCCCGUUUUCCUGAGCCGCGUGUUGACUAUUCCACACAGUGUCAUUCUCCCAAGAUCGGUUUGAUGAUCGAUGAACCCCCCAUUGGAGGAUUCCUCCACACCGCUGCGCCGGGCACCCAGUCCGGCUCACUCUUUCAGGGUGGUGCAAUCUACCCCUUCAGCCUCGCACCGAACGCAAUUCAGGUCUCCGGAACAGUCCAGGAUCCGGCCAGAAUCAUGGAAUUGCCCUCCAAUGAUACCUGGCAAGAACCACUUGAUACUGAUUCCAGACAAUCUCUUCCACCAGAAGGGAUUGAUUUUGAGAUACUGCCAGAAGAUGCUUCUUCCCUUCACUGCAAUUGCUAUGCCCAGGCUUUCAGUGAAGUCGUUCGAUCCGACGAGGCAAAAGGGUCAAACGGCGUAUUGCUCCACCUUGAAAGGGUGCAGCAACAGGGAGUGGUCAUCCUUCAAUGUCUAGUGUGCUGUGCUUCAAACGCCAGGGCUAAAAUUCUCACUUUAUUAGUCAUGGCGAUUGAGAGAGCGGCACGGGCGUUGAAGGUGAGGGCCAAAUUGGCCACUACCUCGGUGCAAGGGGGAGUUUAUUCCGUGUGGGGGGAGGAGGACAUCAGCCAGAUGCACCGAUGCCUAUCUCAUUUGUCAAUAAUCGUCCGUUUCAUCCACCAAGAUCUCCAGUGUGCCUCGCCUUCAAAAUGGCAUCUAGUGAUGGCGGACGAGACAGAUCGUCGGCUGCAGUCAAUUAUUCGAAUCUUCGAGUGA
This is a messenger RNA of Penicillium expansum, 1392 nucleotides long. RefSeq names its product Zn(II)2Cys6 transcription factor domain-containing protein. Bases 1 to 1392 code for a protein of 463 amino acids. The record is from RefSeq and is a predicted model, not a curated record. Lineage: Eukaryota; Fungi; Ascomycota; Eurotiomycetes; Eurotiales; Aspergillaceae. Gene Ontology annotation, molecular function: zinc ion binding; DNA-binding transcription factor activity, RNA polymerase II-specific. The transcript has 2 exons. Gene Ontology annotation, biological process: regulation of DNA-templated transcription.